Molecule: messenger RNA, 744 nt
Organism: Chenopodium quinoa (quinoa)
Lineage: Eukaryota; Viridiplantae; Streptophyta; Magnoliopsida; Caryophyllales; Amaranthaceae
Exons: 4
Coding region: 163-597 (144 amino acids)
Source: RefSeq, a predicted model, not a curated record
UAAACCUUGGUAAAGUAAAGGGUGCUUUAGUCAAUUAAAAAUACUAGAGUAACAAAAUUUACCACGGAUUACUUGGUAGAUAAAGCCAAGAACAAAGGUAGGGUACAGUAACAAAGUUUUUAGUGUUUACGCUCCUUCAUCCUUGCCUAGUUUUCGCAGACGAUGGGCGGAGGCAGUAGAGUCGGCGGCGGCGGCAAAUCAAGCGUAGGAGGGUGGUUGUCACGCUCCCGAUUAUUCCGAGCAUUGAAGCUUGGAGGACCAGGCUACUAUCAUCAUGACAUGCUUAAGCAAGUUGCCGUUUUACGGGGUUUAUCAAGUGUUGAAGAGCUUUUAGCCUCCCUGGGAAAGCAAGAGAGUGGCAUGUCAAUUCAAGAAGAACUUGCUUUUCUGAACAAAGAGCUUGGGACUACAACAGUUACGCGGUGGUUCGUAGCCCAGUCUUAUUCUGGAAAUAAAGGUCGUAAGAGGUGUGAGGAUCUCUUCAAGACUUAUAUGAAGGAGGUUAAAGAGUAUGGGGAACCUUGCAUCUCUACUGUAUCUCAUUUGACAAAGUAUUGUGGCUAUGAGCUUAAGGAUUGCAAGGAAGAGAAACUAUAAUUUUUCUUCCAUCGUUAUGAUAUUUCUGCUUGAUUCUUCUUGUAACUACUUCGUAUUUAUUACAGUAAGAGAACUAGUAUCUAUUUAACAACUAAACAUCUAUUUUUUUGCACUUUGGUUUGGGUUUAAAAAAAAUAUUCAAAUCAA